Spodoptera littoralis (African cotton leafworm) is the source of this 350-nucleotide messenger RNA. Lineage: Eukaryota; Metazoa; Arthropoda; Insecta; Lepidoptera; Noctuidae. The record is from the annotation of a GenBank genome assembly.
UUUAUUGUUUAUAUAGAUUGUAGUCUCUUUUCACGAAUUGUCAUACAUACAUACAUACAUAAUUUCACGCCUGUCUCCCAUGGGGGCAGGCAGAUACUAUUGAACGCCAAUUGUUACGAUUCCUACAUACCUCUUUCGCUUCAUCAACAGUCAUCAAUCUUUUCAUGCAUGCUCGUCGGUUAAGGGUACUUUUAAUUUGGUCCUUCUUUAAUAUAUCGCUAAUCUGGUCACCAUAUGUCCGUCUAGGGCGUCCUCUACCGAUGGCCCUAUUCAUAUGCGCCCUGUAUACUUCUUUCGUUACUCUACUUCAUCCAUCCUUUCUACAUGUCCAAACCAGCGUAACCCUAUAG